Penicillium cinerascens is the source of this 1764-nucleotide messenger RNA. RefSeq lists its product as uncharacterized. The record is from RefSeq and is a predicted model, not a curated record. The transcript is spliced from 2 exons. The coding region runs from base 1 to 1764 and encodes 587 amino acids. NCBI's taxonomy places the organism in Eukaryota, Fungi, Ascomycota, Eurotiomycetes, Eurotiales, Aspergillaceae.
AUGACCUCCAAUCAAGCCGAUGAUGAACUGUUCACGAGGGCCAUCUCCGGGUAUCGCGACGCUUUUUUGGUCAGGCACUCCCACCUUCCGGAAUCCGAACGCAAUCGGCUCUGGAGACGACGGAUCAGCGCCUUCAUCGACCAGGACGGCUCCGAGAAACCCGGUAAACGCACUCGACAGGAUGCUACCCCGCGGACGCUUCCUUCUGGUUCUGGUCUUCCGCAGGCGAAACGGCGAGCCACCACCCCGGACUUGCCGGUGAGCGUCGAGCUCCGGCGCGCCCUCUCCCAGUCCUCGCCGGAGAUGCCCCGACAGGGUGCAUCCACUGGAGGGACCUACCGACACACGACCAUGGUCCGUUCCCAAAGCCAGCAGAUCCCGGUCUCUCACUGUCAUCCGCCGGCUGGGAUAGCCACGGGCCAGCGACCAUCUUUCGGACGGACUCGGACUCCCCAGGCGCUUGACCAUGUCGACGAAUACUCGCCUUCCGAAUAUGCGAAACACCUGGAGGAACCCGACACGCAACACUAUUCUUCGGCACUAACGAUGGGGCUUGCGAUACAUGGAUCGUCUGGACCGACCCCCCUGCAACAUCUUGGACAGCCGUCUCCUCCGCUGACCGACGCUUCACCGGCUGAAGCGGUGGAGAUGACCCGCAGCGCAACGGCCGACACCAUCAUCGACGGCUUCGACACCUUUCAGUUCGAGUCCAAUGGACGUGCGGAUCUGGAUCCCCAUUUCUCCAUCCCCCCAGAGUGGGUGCCCACAUCCACCACUGGUAUUUCGUAUCAUGAACCCUUCUCCGCUGCCAUGUACCCUGACCUAGAUACCUCUUCCUUCCCCUUCUACCCUGCAUCAUUUUCCACCUCUGCACCGCCAACCACGUCCAUCCGGCGGUCGAUGCCGUCUGGUCCCCCCAUGCUGACGUCGGUGGACAUGAAGCCGUCACCGUCCAACGAAAGCAACGAUUCCAUCGAUGUGGGACCAUCUCGCGCGGUUCGGCGUGCUCAAGAGCAGAUCGCUCAGGCAGCCCGACCCAUCGCACCGAAGCAGGAGUCACAGGAGAGCAUCAUCCUGAAGAGCGAUUCAUCCAAUCCACUCAGGAUGGUCCGUAUCUCAUCUGCAGACGGCACGACGAAGGAGGUGGCGGCAAUCCCCAAAGCCUCGAUUCAACGACCACCACGACCCAAGACCUACUGCCACCUCUGCAACGACCAACCCGAGGGCUUCCACGGUGAACACGAGCUGCGACGACACAUCGACCGAGUGCACGCAACGGUGCGCAAAGUAUGGAUGUGCGUGGACAUCUCACCGGACAAGACGUUCCUAGCAAAUUGCAAAGCCUGCCGCAACGGCAAGAAGUACGGAGCCAACUACAACGCGGCGGCGCAUCUGCGACGCACCCAUUUCAACCCGUGCCAGCGAGGGCGAGGCGGGCGCGGCAAAGACAGCGAGAAACGCGGCGGCAAGGGCGGAGGCAACCACCCGCCGAUGGAAGUGCUGAAGCACUGGAUGAUGGAGACGCACGAGAUAGCGGACGAGAACGCGGUGAGCAGCGUCAGUCCGGCGACACCGGGUGAGAGCCAGGCGAAAAGAGUAGCCGUGUCGGGCGACAGCAAAGGCCCCAAAGAAAUGGGAGUGGAAUCGGCCCUGAUACACGGGUUCGACCCCUUCCCCGUGGCCUCGUUUGACUUGGAUGCCACGCUGGACACGCCGUACUAUCUCGACGGGCAGUCGCUCCCGGAGCUGGAGUAUGUCAUGUGA